This is a messenger RNA of Salvia hispanica, 1431 nucleotides long. Lineage: Eukaryota; Viridiplantae; Streptophyta; Magnoliopsida; Lamiales; Lamiaceae. The record is from RefSeq and is a predicted model, not a curated record.
AUGGCUGCUUAUGGUGCUGCCGUUUCUCUCAAGAACACCAUUCAAAGUCUUCUUGAAUCGUCUCGCAUCUCGCUGCUUCCUCAUUCUCCUGAGAUCUUACGAUCCGCCUAUGAUGACAUGUGUCGCUUGCAGAGAGUCCUGCUAAAGCUGGACGAGAUGGGCUACAGCAAGAUAAGGACGAAGGUGAACGCUUUGGAUGAACGAAUCAAAGAGGUCGUAUGGGAAUUCGAAGAUUUGCUAGAAUCCCAUUACGCAGAUCAGAUUCUUCCACAGCUUGAAAGCAAGAAAGAUCGCUUGCCUUUCUUAGUAGAAAUGCAGAGUCUACAGCAGAGUAUUGAUCGCUUCAUCGAGAGGAUGACGGUGAUGGAGGCAGAGUACGAAAUGGAGCUGCUGAAUAUGCCUGAAGAAGAAGGUGAACCUCUUUCCUCAAGAAUUGAUUUUCGUGGUAUCAACUCAAACAUGGUUGGAUUGUCCGAGCUAUUAGAAGGAGUGAGGUAUUUUCUUCUUCUAGGAGGAGAAGGUGAAAGUGAAAAUGCAGAUGCUGAAUUGAAAUGUUUAUUAUUAACUGGGAUGGCAGGGGUUGGAAAGACUACUCUUGUUCAUAAAAUAUUUGACGAUCCAUCGAUUCAUAGACAUUUCGAGCAUCGAGCAUGGGUCAAAGUGGGAAGAAAAUGUGAAUCCAAUGAGACAUUAAGAUGCAUUCUAGUUCAAGUUGAACCCAACACUCACGAUCAAAUGCUUAUCCAAAGAGAGGACAAAGAUGACUUUGAGAAAUUAGUUGGAGUCUUGGAAGACAGAUUGAAGGAUAAAAAAUGUCUUAUUGUGUUGGAUGACGUAUGGCAAUGGGACACACGACUCAUGAGUACCUUGCAAGAAAAGAAUGUCCGUAUUUUGCUUACAAGCAGGUUAAGAAUUGAAGAUUCUCCACUUAUUGCUCCGGUACGUUUGUUGGAUAAAGAAGAAAGUAAGAGAUUACUUGGUGCGAAGGUGUUUGUUGAAAAAGGUUUCCCACCUUACCUUGAGGAAUUGGGAGAAAAGAUUGCACAAAAAUGUGAAGGUCUGCCACUCAUGAUAGUUACAGUUGCAGAUCUCCUAAGAAAAGCCAAUGAGGGUACUGGAGAAGAGCUUAACAAGAGUACCCAAGAAUAUUGGACCGAGGUAGCUGAAACACAACAAAGUUCAGUCUUUCUCGAUGCAUAUGAUCAAAUAUCAGAUGUAUUUUUCCCAAGCUAUGACUACUUACCUCAAAUUUUGAAAAUGCUUUUUCUCUAUUUGGGAGCUUUCUCCCCAUAUACAAAUAUUGAUCCACAUGAUCUCAUGUGUUGUGUAAGUGCUGAGGGGUUUUGCGAACAAAUUGGGAAAAAGAAAUUGGAUGAUGAGGUUAUGGAUGGAUCGACGACUAAGGAAUACUUUGUGUUCGCACUUGUGUAA